Molecule: messenger RNA, 4830 nt
Organism: Drosophila simulans
Lineage: Eukaryota; Metazoa; Arthropoda; Insecta; Diptera; Drosophilidae
Gene: scra
Product: anillin
Exons: 11
Coding region: 124-3840 (1238 amino acids)
Biological process (GO): septin ring organization; actomyosin contractile ring assembly; mitotic cytokinesis
Cellular component (GO): actomyosin contractile ring
Source: RefSeq, a predicted model, not a curated record
CAGUGAAAAAUAAACACACACAUCAAAUAUCGCCAACGUGGAGUGUCGAGCAGUACAGUGAAUUCAAUAGCAUAGUGCGCGCAAUCACGACUAGCAUUUGCAUUUGCAGCUGCAGCAACAACAAUGGACCCGUUUACUCAGCACAUGCUCGAGAAGGCGGAACAGCGCAGUCGCGCCCUUGGCAUCAGCAACGCCAGCAAGUUUCCGCUCGCCGAGUGCAGCGUUCCAAGCUCCUCCGCCACCUCCGCAUCGGGCGGGGAUGCUGGGGUCCUGGCCCCGAGGAGCCGGUCGCCUGGAGGCCAGAGCGCGGGUAGCGGCGGCGGCAAGGUCGUUAUGUUGGGAAAGGCCACGCUGGAGGCGUCGCCGGCCAAGCCGCUGCGUCACUAUACGGCGGUAAACAAGGAAAACUUGGAUAUGGGCAUCGAGAUAAACAUAACCACGGACAAGCCAAUUGGGGUGCAAGUUGAGAUCCAGGAGCAGGAGGUGACAGAUGACGAAGAUCAGGCGGAAGGGGGUGCGCUCAAUCCCCUGCUGGAGGCGGAACCAGUAAACCAGCCACUAGCCAGGCUAAGGGACACUUCCCGCAGCCGACUGCAACGCAUGGGUGCCCUGUACUCAAACACGGACGAUCUAUCCUCCCCAAUCCACCGAACCGAGGGGCAGUUCCAUGUGACAACGGGUGAGGAAGAGGACUGCGGCAACCGUAGCAGUAGGCAACCAAAACAGCGGUUGGGCAAACUGGCCGCCUUGGCGGAUACGAUCAAUCAGUGGGAGGAUGACACGUCGCACCACGAAGUGCACAGACCCCUCGAAGCACCUCCACCGAAACCGCAUUUGUCCAGUCGAAGGGCCGAGAAGGGUCCAGCACCACUGCCACCCAAGAAGGACGAAGUCGACGAGGCUGCUAGGACCAAGCAGCUGAAGUGGGAUCCCAAGGUAUUGAGCUCUCUGGAGGCACAAGGUUUUCAGCGCCGCGAAUCAUCGACCAUUAAACACACAUAUGAUUAUGCCAAACAGGAAGAGACGGCCCCAGCCUCCAAAGUGGAAGAGGCGGCAUUAACUGCCAAGCCGCCAGUGCCGCAGAAAUCUACGACGGUCAGCCAGGUCGCCAAGAACUUUGCCUCUUCUGCCCCAGCGCCCAAGCCCGCACCAGCGCCUGCUGUUAGUGUGAAGUCUGGAUUAGUAUCCGGACGGGCGGCUCUUUUUGAAAACAAGGGAACCGGAGGACAGACGCAAGGCCUACGCAACCAGAAGGAUCCUUGUGAGCUGUCGCUGAAGGAGCGCAUGAAGCUGUUCGAAACGGGCAACAACAAAGCGAUGUUGCCGAUGGCGCCCAUAGGAUCUGCUCCCAGUAUUACCCAAAUCCGAGCGGAAGAGGUGAAACAACAUUUAGCUGCAGUGCAUCCGGUGACCGCUGCCGCUGCUACCACCGUGGUUGCAGCAACCAAGCCGAAACCGGAAAGCAAGCUGCGUGACAAGGUGGCUGCUUUGGUGGCAAAUGCUCAAUCAAGUGCUGAGACGCGUAUCAAGGACAUUGAUCGCCAAAGGCAGGAAGACAUGCAGAUUAUUUCUAAUCGCUUCAACAAACAAAAGGAGCUCUUUGACAUUCAACCAUCCGACAGUUCUUGGGCUGCUCAGACUCGACCUCCCGCGCCAGCUCCCAGCAGAGUAGUGCGGCCCAUGCCACCGCCUCCACCACCGCCCAUCGCUGGUCUCUCGCCCGGACUGGCCAGCAGCAAGAGGCGAUCACCUGGUGAUGCGCCCACCACUGACGAGGAUUCGAAGCGAGCCCGCAAAUCGCAUUCGGAUCGACUGUAUCCCGCCCUGUCCGACCUCGACUCCAGCGGCGACAACUGCUGUGCCGCCGAAACUGCCUCCGCUACGGAUGACAGCCAUCAACUGGACGAGGAGGAAACCGAUAGUUGCAUGGAUGACGACCAGUCGCAGACUGAGGACAGUAGCGCCGGCAUGUGCAAUGGCAGUCUCGGCCGCGAGAUAAUGAGCGCAGUGCAGCGCAACGAAGCGGAGAUGCAGCAGCAGCAGCCGGGCAAGAAGACUGUGCGCUAUGCGGACCAGGACAUGUAUUACGACGACAGCUCUCUGAACUCGUCGCAGGUCUCAGCGGGCAUCGAUGAUUAUCUGGAUGAAGCACUUGUCGAGGACUACGGCAGCACUCAGGAUGACCAGAGCGACAGCGGGGACGAGCAGAAUGCCAGUCGGCUGUCCUUGGGCAGCAAGGGAACGACGGCCUCAAACAGCUUUUCCUUCCGAAAGAAUCCUGCCUCUUCGUGCACGCCUAUCGAGGAGCACCAUGAGAUGGAGAUGGACCUGCAGACGCCACUGCUCAGUGGUGCCCAGCCGGUCAAGUCUGAAUUGAGUGUCAACCAGGACAACGACAACCUGGUUACCCUGGUGCACACGGUCAGCUUCUAUCGCCGCCAGCAGAGUGCCAACAGCUCCAAUUCCACACCGGUUCGCAAGAUCUGUCGAGAGCAGCAAGUCAUGCGAUCAGCCCUAGCAGGCGAUUGCCAUGCCAAGCACAGACUGGAGUACGACUCUCCUCAGCAGUCUGAUUACGUCGCAGGAGCAGUAACUGACAUAGCGGAUCAGACCGACGAGGACGACGAAGAGAUGCAGAAUGCGCGGGAAGUAAACGAUGCAUCGCAGGCACAAGACAAGAUCAAAAAGCUGUUGAGCGAGGUGUGCAAGCAGCAGCAGGUGAUAGGACAAGCCAGUCAGGCCCUGAACCUUUGCGCUGCCACCGUAGAGUUCUCCGGCUCCACAGAGUCCGUGGAGGGAGAGCGGUAUCUUCUUCUUGCAACCCAUCGACGCCAGGCGUGUUUGGAUGAAGUCCAGCGUUUAAGAGUUGAGAACAGUGUUCGUCCGGUGGGGGCACCAAAAGAGAAGGGCCUACUGACGGUCAAGGACAUAACCAUUCCACUGCGACAGGAGUACGUGCGUAAAAUGGCCUCGAACAACAUUAACGGCCAUCAUCUUGUGUGCCUCCUGAAGUACAAUGAGCACGUGCUGGCCACCAAGACAGUACCCACGAUGCCUGGGCUGCUGUCUGUCAAGUUUCCGGAUGUCCUGCAACUAAACAAUGUGUAUGCUGACUUCAGGAUCACGCUAGAAAUCUAUGGCAUGUUGGCUCAACGCGAUCAGCUGCCGCACGAGCUGAAGUACCAUAUCAACCUGAACAAGAAGGGUGGCAUCAAGACGCCAAAGAAGAAGGGCGGCGAGAAUCGACUGGUGAUGCCGCCAGUACAAAGUCCGGCGGGACCGCAUGUGGUACGGACACCGCAGCUGGUGCAAUACGGCUUUGCCAUUUUCUCGCUGCGUGAAAUUCAACGCACCACAUGGACGCUGACCCAGGUGCUGGGCGUCAGUCCCCUGGAGGGUGUGGUUCACAUGAAAGUCAACUGCGAACUAUCCGUUAGCGUGGAGUACAAGGGAUUCCUUACCAUGUUCGAAGACAUCUCCGGUUUCGGCGCUUGGCAUCGUCGCUGGUGCUAUCUGAAUGGCUCCGUAAUCAACUACUGGAAGUACCCGGAUGAUGAGAAGCGCAAGACGCCAAUGGGCAGUAUAGAUCUGAAUUCCUGCACUUCGCAGAAGGUGACCACGGCACCGCGCGACAUUUGCGCCCGUCUCAACACCAUGCUGCUGGAGUGCGAACGGCCGGCGCUGGAGACGGACCAAGAGUCCUUGAUAAUCGUACCCAACGGACGUACCACCACGGUGCGCCAUCUGCUCUCAGCCGACACGAAGGAGGAGCGCGAGGAGUGGUGCGCCCACCUUAACAAGGCACUGACACUGCUGCGCGCUUGGGGAACCACCCACUGACCCGCUGACCCAUUGCAAUCUUGUCAGCAGCACGGACAAUGACCACAAACGGGCGGGUUGUUAACAGUUUUCUCUUUUUAAGUUACUCAAUUUGCUAUUUUAAUCGCGUUCGCAUUGGUAUUAAUUUUGUUUUAACUUUGCUUUAUGUUUCCAAUUCAAAUUAUUCGUUUCCAUCUUGAAGUGGGACACGUUCGUGUUCGUCUAUAUCGACUUAACCUUUUACUUAUGUAUGUACAUUGAAUUUAGGAUGACUCGCUAAAUAUAUAAUAUGUGUAAAACCCAGUAAAAAAAAAAACUAACGCCAGUUGUACACUGAUUAUUUAAUAUAGUUUAUUGAAUACUUUUAUACACGUACACAUUUACAUUCACAUAUAUCGUUUUGCAAGAACUCGUGGCUAUGAAGAAAUCGCUACGUGGCUUCCGCGUGUUAACUAUCUUUUUAUCUCUGACCAUCCGGAAUCUAACAACAAGUGAGAGUUAAAGCUUGCGUGUUAUCACGACGCCGGCUGUUCUAGUGCCCAUCUCGGAUUCGGCACCAGGUUUUCUGUACUGUGUAGGUGGUUCAUGUCAGGUAGUCAGUGUGUCUGCUCCUUGGCCAUCUCAAUUGACUCUGGGUGGAAGAUACAUAACUUCCUUGCGCUUGUCACUUGGCCUAAAGGUCGGCCUAAAGGCUAUCUACAAAAGUGGAUUACGCAUUGCCGCCGGCGGAGUGUUCAGUGUGGGUUCCUCUACUUCACAACACUAUCAAAUGUAUAGAUAUAUAUUUCUCGUAUAGGUAUAUAUGUAUAUAUUUUGACUUGAAUCUGCUGUUAGUUGUAAAUCAUCAUCCAAAAUAUUACAGUUUGCCAGAUAUGCAGGAUAUACUUGUGCUUUGUACAACAGUAGCAGCGCCCUCGGUGGAUCGGGUUCGGAAUACAGUUAUAUAUAUUAUGUACACACUCUGUUGCAGAAGGCGAAAGGCGGAAGGAGGGGGGAACAACAAUCGAAGAC